AUGGACGCUGCACAUUGGACUCCUGGUCCGGGAGACUCCCGAAACAAGUGUCAGUUCAUGGUUUUUGUGGAUGAAGCAAGCCGAUUUGCAGUAGCCAAGUUGUUCCGCAAGGAUGGUGGUGGCCAUGUAACAGCCAAUGACAUUACCUCAGCUUUUCAUGAAGUGUGGGAGCCGUGUUUUGGCCUGCCAGAGCUGAUAAGGGCAGACCCAGAUGGGGCUUGCCGCUCCAAGGAACUGGAUCAGCACUUCCAGCAGCUGGGGAUCGAGACCGAUAACAUUCCGGCAGAUGCCCACUGGAAGAUCAGUGUGGUAGAACGGUCCAUACAAUGGAUCAAGGAGCUCAUGACCAAGUGCGCGGGAGAGAAUCCCCAGCACUCACACGAGGCUAUCCUGGCACAGGCAGUCCGGACCUGGAAUCAGCGUGAGCCGGUCCGUGGCUACUCCCCCUUCCAGUGGAUGUUGGGAAAGGCCCCAGACUUCGAGGACAGGAUGUUUAUCCCGGACGUUCACAAGUUGCCAGCAGCCUGCUUCACCACCCAGAAGGCGGGCUCCAAAGAUCCGAGAGCCUCCGCCGUCAUAGCGAGAAGUGACCUCGUCUACUUCUGGCGUCUCCAAGGAAAGAACCGGCAAAGCAAUGGCUCUGGACUCAGACAUGGGGCCUAUGCUGGACCAGCGAGAAUUCUGGCCAUGGAGACAAAGCAGAAGGACGGGAAGGUCACGCCAGGGUCAUCAGUAUGGCUCAUCCGCGGCCUUCGUUUGGUGAAAGCCUCCAUAGAGCAGCUUCGACCAGCCACGGAGCGCGAGACGGUGCUUCACGAGCUCACCUCUACAACACCGGAUCUUCCUUGGACCACCACCAAGCUGGCCGAGGAACUGGGACCACACGACUACGAUGACGUCACCAAGGACGGGGCGCCAGACCCCGAUCAAGACCCGGACAUCACCGAGGAUAUGGAGGAUUCAGAGCCAGAACUCAUCCCCGAUGACUCGGCUGCAGGGCCUCCAGCGGUCCGGAGAGGCGUGCCACCGGAGGCCAGAUUUGUGGAAGUGGAAGACGACAGGCAGUCCCUUCCCACGGAACAUGCCGUGGAGGUGUCCUUGGCAUUGCCCGACACCAAGAAAAAGUUCGAACAGUUCAUCCGUGAUCCCUCGCAGUUUUUCAUCAAGUCACUCAAGAGGAAAACUGUGGAGGUGUCUGAAAGGCGGAUGACGCCACAAGAACGUGAGAACUUUCGGGGGGCGAAGUCCGUGGAGGUCCAAAAGUUCAUCGCGGCCAAGGCGAUGGAGGUCUUGCCACCAGAGCUGAAGCCUGACCGUUCUCAGGCUCUGCGUAUGCGCUGGAUCCUAACAUACAAACAGCAGGACGAUGGUGGCCUCAAACCGAAGGUGAGAGCCGUAUUACUCGGGUUCCAGGACCCGGAGUAUGCCAAUCGGCCGACCUUCGCGCCAACGAUGAGACGUCAGCGGGCGUUUCUUCAAGGGAGAGAAUAUCAGCGCAACCUCACCUGCCUGCCGGUCCCAGAACUGUGUGAGGGAAUGGGACUGGCCCCUGGAUCAGUGUGCCGCCUAAAAAAGGCAUGUUACGGCUUGGUGGAGGCGCCGAUCGAGUGGUUCGAGACGGUGAACAGUUUCCUAUCAUCCAUCGGCUACCACCAGCUCCGUAGUGAUCCCUGUACUCGGAUCUAUACAGAGGGUUCCAAAGUCAUUUCUUUGAUCAGUGGUCAUGUCGAUGACUUUUUGUUCACAGGGCGAGAGGACUGUGCAACAUGGAACCUCUUGAGGGAGCAGAUCCAGAAGCAGUUCGAAUGGCAGGAGUGGGAGAAGGACAACUUCACUCAGUGCGGGGUGAGGGUUCAGAGGCAGCCAGAUGGUGGUUUCCAGCUGGACCAACGACAUUACGUUGAGGCCAUCCCCGCGAUUCCCAUCAGCAGGGAGCGACGCCGGCAGAAGCAUGAAGUCACCAGCAACCAGGAGAAGUCACAGUUGAGAGCUCUUCUGGGUGCUUUAAGCUGGCACGUGGGCCAAGUGGGUUUCAAGUACAGCGCUCAUGUGGGCCUGUCACUGUCGGAGGUGACUCACAGCACAGUGGAAAGCCUGGAACAGGCUAAUAAGCUGUUGCAGGCAGUCCGAAUAGACAGCAAAGUGCCUCUUCGGAUCCAUGCCUUCUCGGACACAACCAAGCUUUCCAUGGUUUCCUGGGUAGAUGCCAGUUCCCAGAACCGACCAGAUGGAAGUUCAACAGCAGGCAUUGUCAUAGGCCUGACACCGUCCGAGAUUCAGGAGGGCGCCGUCACCAGCGUGAGCCCCAUGUUCUGGAGGUCCGGCAAGAUAGAGCGGGUGUGCCGCUCUCCAGGUGCCGCAGAGGCUCGAGCUGCCAUUGAUGCCGAGGACAACCUGUUCUUGCUGAGGUAUGCGUGGGCAGAAUUCUGCGGGCAUCAAGCAGACCUCUGGGAUUCCGAGGGCCAAGUACGGAGA
Symbiodinium pilosum is the source of this 2475-nucleotide messenger RNA. The record is from the annotation of a GenBank genome assembly. NCBI's taxonomy places the organism in Eukaryota, Dinophyceae, Suessiales, Symbiodiniaceae.